Molecule: messenger RNA, 1746 nt
Organism: Penicillium taxi
Lineage: Eukaryota; Fungi; Ascomycota; Eurotiomycetes; Eurotiales; Aspergillaceae
Product: fungal specific transcription factor domain-containing protein
Exons: 2
Coding region: 1-1746 (581 amino acids)
Biological process (GO): DNA-templated transcription
Cellular component (GO): nucleus
Molecular function (GO): zinc ion binding; DNA binding
Source: RefSeq, a predicted model, not a curated record
AUGUUACAAGAAACCCCAUCCUUCUAUUCAGGCUCACUAAAUGGCACCAGCUCUCCAUUAUCACCCGCUUUCAUCGAAUCUGAGGUACAAGUCUAUCUGAAUGACUUCCAAGACCAACCUUAUUGCGUGUUUGAUAAGGAUUGGCUUCUAGAAAAUGCGUGUUUGCUACCUUCAGAAGUUGUCUUUCCAUUAGUCGCUUUGACUCGCCGACUUUCUGUCAAUUCCCCCGGAAUCCCAGGAAGAAAAAUAUCGACUGGCAAAUACUGCGCUGAAAGAGCCUGGCGAAUACUAUCAACACAGUACAGAGAUGGCAAAACCGGUCUCUCAUUCUUGCAAGGUACAUUUCUAGUCGCCCAGCUAGACUUCGCGGGUGGGAAUGCUCACCGAGGAUGCAAUUCUGUUGCUCUUGGAUUGAGACUCAUUCAAUCUGCUGGACUGAAUCAGGGCAAAAAUUUACCACUACUCAGCAAAUCUGAAGGAGAGGCGACCCGGCGAAUCAUAUGGGCCUACUUCAUGCUUGAUCGCGCAUACAAUGCAUCACGAAAUUAUUCGCUGUGUCUUUCCGACAACCACUUUAUACUAUCGUAUCCCUCCUCAGGUGGCUUCUCCAGUCAUGGACCACUAUAUGAGAAAUCCAUCAAACAAGGACAGAAAGACGAUCAAAACAUCCUCGCAUGCCUUCUGAAGCUAUACUUACUGUGGGGCAAAGCAACAGAGUGGGUAUUCGAGCCCAUGGUCUCAAGCACCCUCCCCCCAUGGCAAACAGGAUCUGCCCUUUCAAUUCUCGAGUCAGAAUGGAUGGACUUUGAGACAGAGUUCGUCGACACACACCGAUACGUGAACGUUGAUUUUAGACGCCGGGCCCGCGAAGAUCCCAAAUCACGACCAUACUUAUCCACCUGGCUAUGUGUGCAAUUUUUGUUUCAUGGGAUUCAAUGCCUUCUUCAUCAUCCGUUUGUAACCAUGAUCAAACUGCGAGAGAUGAGCGGAAACAUUUCUGCCACAUUCUUACAAAAGUCAUUCGAGACCUCCUUACUUCAUUCACGAUGGAUCGCCAGAUUUAUCCGAGAAAUGUCCGAGGUCGACCUGCGACUCUGCGAUCCAUUUUUCGGAUACCUCGCUGCGAUUGCGGCUACAAUUCAAGUCGAGCAUACAGGAAAUAAAAACCCGCAGGUUGCUAUUUUAGUCAAUAAUGAGUAUCAUGUUCUCUUGGGUUUCAUAACCGAGCUUUCAACCCAAUGGGAAAAUAUGGGAGUCUUGGUGAAUCGAGUAAACAAAUUAGCUUCUAGACGCCAGAACCACGGAUCUCUGUUCUAUAAUCAAGAUAGGUAUUCAGGUGCUCUAUCUACUAUUCCAACACCGUCAAAUUUACCAAGAAUGUCAACGGAGGAUGAGGCCCUCAUGUGGGAUAUUCUCGACCUUACUUCUUCAUCUAGCCUUCCUGUGGCAGCAGGAGCAGCUGAUGUUGUAUCCGGAUAUGGAGAAGAACAGCAGUCAAAAACAAUAACUAAAAUUAACAUUCCAGCACCGCCUAUCCAGGCAGAACCCAAGCAAAUCGUCCGUGAUCCAAAAUCAAAUAAACCAAGUAUCGCAGAGACCAUCAUUGGUGGACUUCCGCAGCUGGUAGAAGAAACAUCAACUCCGCAGUGGCCGUUUGCAAGAAGUGGAAAUAUGGGGCCAAGUGCAGGUAUGCCUGAUAUCCCGGAUUGGGUGCUUUUCGGAGACUUCAUAACAGAUCAUCCUUAA